AUGCUGGAGGAUGGCUCUCUCCAUAAUUGCUGUGAUUGGGACGGAUCAGGCCGCUCUUUUGGCUGGGAAGAGGCGGAAGCUGGGGACUGGAAGCAGCCCUCCCCGGCCUCUAGGCCCUUUUGGAUAGCUCCGGCACUGUCCAGCGUGCUGAUCAUCAUCACCAUUGUAGAUCUUGUGGGCAACUCACUGGUGAUCUUGUCCGUGUUAAGGAACCGCAAACUCCAGAAUACAGGUAACAUGUUCUUGGUGAAUCUGGCUUUGGCAGACCUGGUGGUUGCCUUGUACCCCUACCCUCUGAUCCUGAUGGCCAUUUUCCACAAUGGCUGGGCCCUGAGUGAGACACACUGCAAAGCCAGUGGAUUUGUGAUGGGUCUCAGCGUCCUUGGGUCCGUCUUCAACAUCACCCCAAUUGCCAUUAAUCGCUACUGCUGCAUCUGCCACAGCCUUGGCUACCAAAAGAUCUACAGGGCUUGGAACACUACCCUCUACAUCUGUCUCAUCUGGGUCUUCACAGUUAUUGCCUUGGUGCCCAAUUUUUUUAUGGGCUCCUUAAAAUAUGACCCCCGCAACUAUUCCUGCACAUUUAUCCAGACAGCCAAUGCCCACUACACCAUUGCCAUGGUGGUGAUCCAUUUCCUUGUCCCUAUCACGAUUGUCACCUAUUGCUACCUGAGGAUUUGGGUGCUGGUGAUUCAAUCCAGAAGAAGGGUCAAGCUGGCGAUAAAGCCCAGGCUGAAACCGAGCGAGGUCUGGAAUUUCCUCACCAUGUUUGUGGUCUUUGUGAUUUUUGCCAUUUGCUGGGCUCCACUGAAUGGUCUUGCUAUAGCCAUUAACCCUUUGGACAUGGCUUCCCGGGUCCCAGAUGGGCUGUUUACCACCAGCUACUUCCUGGCUUAUUUCAAUAGUUACCUGAAUGCCAUUAUAUAUGGUCUUUUCAAUCAGAAUUUUUGGAAGGAAUACAAAAAAAUCCUUUUGGUUCUAUGGAUACCAAGGUACUUCUUUCAGGAUAGUUCCAAGGAUGGGACUAACAGUCAGAGAAACAAGCCUGAUGCUUUACACAUAGAGACAAACAACUUGUAA
Sarcophilus harrisii (Tasmanian devil) is the source of this 1080-nucleotide messenger RNA. It is a transcript of the gene MTNR1B, whose product is annotated as melatonin receptor 1B. The record is from RefSeq and is a predicted model, not a curated record. Gene Ontology annotation, cellular component: membrane. NCBI's taxonomy places the organism in Eukaryota, Metazoa, Chordata, Mammalia, Dasyuromorphia, Dasyuridae. Gene Ontology annotation, molecular function: melatonin receptor activity. Gene Ontology annotation, biological process: G protein-coupled receptor signaling pathway.